Oncorhynchus masou masou (cherry salmon) is the source of this 1465-nucleotide messenger RNA. RefSeq names its product myoblast determination protein 1 homolog 2. The coding region runs from base 195 to 1025 and encodes 276 amino acids. The record is from RefSeq and is a predicted model, not a curated record. Gene Ontology annotation, biological process: positive regulation of myoblast differentiation; regulation of transcription by RNA polymerase II; muscle organ development. Gene Ontology annotation, molecular function: DNA-binding transcription factor activity, RNA polymerase II-specific; protein dimerization activity; RNA polymerase II cis-regulatory region sequence-specific DNA binding. Lineage: Eukaryota; Metazoa; Chordata; Actinopteri; Salmoniformes; Salmonidae. The transcript has 3 exons.
GGUGCACUAGGAUACAGGUUGGGAAAGACAACCAAAUUCCUACACUAAAAACUAAUACUAAUUGUAAGUUUUUUGGUUGCUCUAAGGAUACCUUUACAGUUCAACUUUUUGCCCAAAGUUUCCGGUAACCUCUAACGUUUGUGACAAAUACAGAGCCAGGAUUACCAUCGUUAAAAGGCUGGUCUGACAGUGAGAUGGAGUUGUCGGAUAUUUCGUUCCCUGUCACCUCUGCUGAUGACUUUUAUGACGACCCGUGCUUCAACACCAGCGACAUGCAUUUCUUCGAGGACCUGGACCCCCGUUUGGUCCACGUGGGACUCCUCAAGCCAGAUGACCGCCAUUACAACGAAGACGAGCACAUCAGGGCACCGAGCGGGCACCACCAAGCCGGGAGGUGCCUCCUCUGGGCGUGUAAAGCUUGCAAGAGGAAAACCACAAACUCUGACCGGAGGAAGGCUGCUACUAUGCGGGAGAGGAGGAGGCUGGGAAAGGUCAACGACGCCUUCGAGAACCUGAAGAGAUGCACGUCGAACAACCCCAAUCAGAGGCUUCCCAAAGUGGAGAUCUUGAGAAAUGCAAUCAGCUACAUCGAGUCUCUGCAAUCUCUGCUCAGAGGCCAGGACGGCGAGAACUACUACCCGGUGUUGGAACACUAUAGCGGGGACUCUGAUGCAUCCAGUCCACAGUCCAACUGUUCUGAUGGAAUGAUGGACUAUAAUGCCCCAACGUGCACGUCCGCAAGACGAGGCAACUAUGACAGCUCUUAUUUCGCCGAGACUCCAAACGCUGAUUCCAGAAGAAACAAGAACGCAGCAGUCAUCUCCAGCCUGGAUUGUCUUUCCAACAUUGUGGAGAGAAUCUCUACAGACACGUCAGCGUGCACUGUGUUAUCAGGCCAGGAGGGUUCCGAGGGUCGCCCCUGUUCUCCACAAGAGGGAUCUAUCCUGAGCGAACCGGGGGCACCCGUGCCGUCACCGACCAACUGCCCACAGCCGUCCCAUGACCCCAUCUACCAAGUGCUAUGAACAAAGUGAUAGUUUGGCUACAUUUAUGAAAACGAAUCGAUUCCUGUAAAUUGUAGAAAACAACAAACGGACGAGUUGCAGAAUGUUGCUGUGGUAGAAGAAUAGGAUGGCAAAGCUGUCAUUCCUUCUAAUAGAAAGUUUUCAAUUCCUUGAAGAUCAAUCAUUGGCUUCCCAUUGGUCACGUUUUAUGAGAUAUAAUUUCCGACUUAUUUAUGUAGGCAUAAGUGUAAUCGUAAAUGAAAUAUUUGACCACUUUCUUAGACUUGUGUGUGUGUGUGUGUGUGUGUGUCAUCGUCAUCUUUUGUUCUUUCCUUGCCAUUUUUAUUGUUUAUGACAAUAGAGGACCAUUUUUGUAUAUGUGUAAAUAAGAGGUGAUUUUUUUUUUUAAUAAACGAAAAAAAGUGUUUUAUGUAUUUAAUGUAGCCUGAGGCGCUUGGUUU